This is a messenger RNA of Bemisia tabaci, 2203 nucleotides long. RefSeq names its product lysosomal thioesterase PPT2-B. Gene Ontology annotation, cellular component: lysosome. The record is from RefSeq and is a predicted model, not a curated record. Gene Ontology annotation, molecular function: thiolester hydrolase activity. Lineage: Eukaryota; Metazoa; Arthropoda; Insecta; Hemiptera; Aleyrodidae.
AACAGUCACAUUUUCCUCGUUCUACGGCUCAAACAGUUCCAGUUAACAAAUAUUUAUUUUCGGAUAUUGUGAGGUCUCCUUUCCAGAAGUGUACGUUUUCAAUAUUAGCCCAUUUACGAUCCGAGGAUUAGAAAGUAAAAGUAAUUGCAGACCAUGAAUCUCGAUUUGCAACAUUUUACAAUUUCCACCAUUCCUGUCUUGUUUUUCUAGUAAAAAAAUUUAAAUAUUUUUCAAAAUUUGCGCAGAAUUUCAAUAACGAAGAAAAGAAAAAUACGUAAAUCUCAAAGAAAUUCGAUUAUUGGUAUCCAUAUAAAAAAUAAAAAACGACGAAUAAUCCUGAGUUACGGAAUCGAGCUACAUUUUUAAGGAAGUUGUAAAAAGAUAAUUUUUCCACCAUCUAUGUAGGCACUAAAUCGUAUAUACUGUGCAGGUAGGUUAGUGUCGCAGUUCCUCCUACGAUCAUCGGUUACUAAAAAGUUGUAACCAACCAACUUAAAAAUAACUAAUUCAACUAAUGAAGAUCAUUAUAUUUUAAGAUUAAGUGCUUAAUUUAAAUUCACAAUAAGUUGAUACUUUUUCCAGCAUUUAGCAAUGGACACCAAUAAGCACCUCUACCCGUAACAUAGGUGUAAAAUUAAUCUUGUAUCCCCACCAGCCAACUUCGAACUCCUAGUUUAUUCCGCGAUGAAUCACUCUCGUGUACUUUCGCUUUCCCUCUUUUGGUUGGUGGUCUCGGCAGAAAUAAAAUAUGGAACGAGCGAGUAUUCCUCAAACUGUUCUCCUGUUUUCUUAAUCCAUGGAUUGACGAGAUCCGACCUUUCACUGAAGUACCUUGAGAGAAGAAUACACGAGUUCUGUCCAGGAGUCGUGACAUACAACACACCAGCCUUUUCGUUCGUCGAUAGCUUUGCUCCUCUUCAAGUGCAAGUCAAUGGAUUGCUGGAGGCAUUCAACAAUUUUUCCAAGGCUCACUCGAAAUUUCAUCUCGUCACUCACUCACAGGGGACUCUUAUAGGCCGAGCAUUGAUUCAGGCAAGCGUUUACCACAAUGUCUGCAACUAUAUUUCUCUUGGAGGAAUUCACUCAGGAACAUACGGAAUCCCUACCAUUGCCGCGGAAUUGACACCGCUUGGAGAAAUUCCGGUAGAGCGAAUGCUCACUACUGCAUUGCUCUACACGCCCACUUCGAUGGAAACUUUAUCGAUAGCAAAUUUUUGGCAUGAUCCCGACAACGCAUUGUACCUCGAAAAAAACACGUACUUGCCCCGCCUCAAUAACCAAAUUCCCUCCAACGAAAGCUACAGUCAAAAAGAGGCCCUGUUGCGUUUGAAUAAGUUCGUCACCCUUUAUGGACAAGGUGAUGGAUUCGUCUUCCCUUGGGAAUCGGGUGAUUUUUCCUUCUAUAAAAUCAUUAACAAUACUAACGUAGUUGUCAACUACACUGAAUGGGAUUUUUACGACACUUUGGGCCUGAGAACUUUGGAUGAGACUGGUAGAUUCAUCAAGCAUAACAUCUCAGGCGUGGAGCAUCUGGAGUGGCCUAUGAACGACAAUGUCAUCGAUAAUUAUGUUUUACCUUAUCUAGGUUAUUGUGCAUAAUGAUGAAGAAUUUACCUAUAGCACCUAAAUAUUCACCAGUGGCGUGGCGUGUUUUGCGAUAUAUCGAUUGAUCGACCAUUUAAACCUAUGGAAAAGUAUCGAUAAACAAGGUGUCCGCAGCGAACACCUUAAUAAUCGAUUAUUUACCACAGAUUCAAAUGGGGAAAUAUCGAUAGAUCACAAAGCACGCCAAGCCACUGAUAUUCACUCGACGAUUUUAAAGUCUUUCUUAUAAUUGCUUACUCACGAGUCAGAUAUUUUUAAACGGAAAUGGAUGUGAGCUCAAGAAAAACUCAUGGGUAGGAUUCAGCGUAUGGUAAAUCACCUAAAAAUAAGUACUUAGAUCUGGAAAUUAUAUGACCUCAAGUUUUGUUUUCAAGAUUUUGAGGUUCGAACAAAAACAAGAGGAACUCAGAGCUCCGUUCCUCUUGUUUAAAGACCCCGAUAGGAAAAAUAAUAUUUUUUAGUGUCUCCUCUUCUUCUUUUUAUUUUUAAUUAGGAGCAUACUCAUGUAACCUUACGGAAAAAAUAUAAAUCAAAAUUGAAAAAAAUGAAAGUAAGAUCUUAUUACAAUGCACUAAAGAUGAUUGUACUAAUCGAUAUA